AUGUUGAAAUUGUUUGCGAUAACACUUUUCGUGGCUUAUGGCUGGGCGAGCAACGUCUCAGAAGAGGCCUAUGUCGCGGCUAUCAUCCAAGAUGACGACAACAGAUGCGCCGGAGCUAUCGUUAGCGACCAGUGGAUAUUAACUACGGGCCGAUGCGCGAAAUACCUAGAUCUCGCCGUAUCUACAAUUACAGUCGGAACCAACGACCUUUCAAAACUAGGACAAAUUUUCUCAUCACAGGAAGUGAAGGAGCACCCGAAUUAUGUAGACAUUGGGUCGUUUAACUAUGACUUGGCGUUAAUAAAACUGAAUAGUACUAUCAAAUUGGGCCAAGACGCUAAGAUCAUUGAGCUAACUGGAGAAGACAUUAAAGAUAUGGAAAACUUGGCAGUUGCUGGUUGGAAGAGAAAACGCGAUCCAAGUCCUACUACCAAGCUGCAAUUAAUAGAUGUUAUUGGAGUUGGCGACAAUUCUAAGUGCUCCAAGCUAGAGGGCCAAGAUGCUAAAAACGUCUUCUGCUUAGUGGGCGAUAAAAUGAGUGACGAGGAAAAGGUUGCAAGUGGAGGUUACCAGGGUGGCGUCAUCAUGGGACUAAACCACACGCUGAAAGGUAUCGUGUCUGGUUUCAGUCGCCCAGAUGAUCCUGACAGUCUUGGAUUGGCAAUGCGCGUGUUUCCCUUUAAGAAAUGGAUUAUGGAUAACAUUAAGUAA
This is a messenger RNA of Leptosia nina, 711 nucleotides long. Lineage: Eukaryota; Metazoa; Arthropoda; Insecta; Lepidoptera; Pieridae. The record is from the annotation of a GenBank genome assembly.